Molecule: messenger RNA, 1403 nt
Organism: Neltuma alba
Lineage: Eukaryota; Viridiplantae; Streptophyta; Magnoliopsida; Fabales; Fabaceae
Product: ethylene-responsive transcription factor 3-like
Exons: 1
Coding region: 319-999 (226 amino acids)
Biological process (GO): regulation of DNA-templated transcription
Molecular function (GO): DNA-binding transcription factor activity; DNA binding
Source: RefSeq, a predicted model, not a curated record
UUUAUUUAUAUUUGUGUGUGGAGAAGAUGAUGGUGCCGUUGAGGUGUUUGUGCCUUCCUGUCCCUCCCUCUCCUUCCAACCAUUUCCUCCUCUCUCUCACCUUUGCCUUCCCUCAUACCCUCCUCAUAAUCUCCGGUCUCUGAACAAAUCUUAUUCAUAUUUCUGUCAUAUAUUUUACAGAUUGAAAUGCCCAUCUACGAUUGAAUAAUCCAUAGUCCUGAGACUGCCUUUCUUGAUAGUUGAUUCUGGGUUUCUGUUUCCAGUUUAUCUCCCUUCACAGCUUUUUUUUGUGUACCGUGAGGAGGAUUCUUGGAGAACAUGAGGAGGGUUAGAGGAGCCGCCGCUGUUAAACAGAUGGCGGCGGUUGAACUUGAUGGAUCCGGUUCAAGGGCGGUUUUAAAAGAGCCAAGGUACCGGGGCGUGAGGAAGAGACCGUGGGGCAGAUUCGCCGCCGAGAUCAGAGACCCCUUGAAGAAAGCUCGUGUCUGGUUAGGAACUUUUGACUCCGCCGAGGAAGCGGCUCGAGCUUACGACGCCGCGGCGAUAGCCCUCCGUGGACCCAAGGCCAAGACCAAUUUUCCUAUCUCUCCUUCUUUCUCGCCGUUCUGUUACCCCACCACCAACCCCAACGUCAACGAGGACGUCUUGGAUCACCGGUUGUUUGGGAACAGCGCUUUCCAGGAGCACCAGAUUAACCCUCAGAGACCAGCCACCAGUAGCAUGAGCAGCACAUCCUUCAGCGGGCCACGGCCACCGUCCACGACGGCUCCGGCAGCAGUCAACCGUAGAUACCCCCGGACGCCGCCGGUCAUGCCAGAGGACUGCCACAGCGACUGCGAUUCCUCGUCGUCAGUGAUCGACGGGGACGGCGGCGGUGAGGUAGCCGAUUUCGCCUCGUCGUCGUUCCGCCAACCGUUGCCUUUCGAUCUCAACUUCCCACCGUGGGAUGCGGCUAACGUGGCGGGUGACGAUCUUCACUGUACCGCGCUCUGCCUCUGAUCUUGAAUCAAGGAAAAUGAAUCUUAAUUUUUUUUUUUUACUUUACCCUUCUAUUUUUGUUCCCUUAUUUUACGCGGAAAAAUCACCAAAAAAAAAAGAAGAAAAUGAAAAGAUGAUGAUCAGAUAUGAGAUUAUGAUGGUAUGAUCUUGAUUCUGUGAGUGUAAUCUUCUGCCAUGGUGUUCCAGUAGGGGUAUUGAUCAAUGCUCUUCCCCUUUUCUAUUCAAAAGAGGAAAAAUUUGAAAAAAGAAAAAGAUAUCACGAUCUGUUUGUUACUCAAGAAUUUAAUGGAUUAGGGUUUGUAGUAUCCAAUGUGGGUGUUCAUCCCCAUUUUCUGCAGGUUCUUGUCUCUGUCAGUGUGUAUAUAUAAAUACUAGUUGAGAAAUUUGACAUUAGCUCUUCCUCA